Molecule: messenger RNA, 1246 nt
Organism: Klebsormidium nitens
Lineage: Eukaryota; Viridiplantae; Streptophyta; Klebsormidiophyceae; Klebsormidiales; Klebsormidiaceae
Source: the annotation of a GenBank genome assembly
CAGUGCUGCAUACUCGAGUAUAGGUAGCUGGAGCCGUGGCCCCAGGCCCCUGGUCAGCUUGCAGGGGCCUUCGUCCUUCUCAGAAGGCUUGAUCCCGAAGUUUUUCUCCCAUCUGGAUUGGAAGUGAGGCUACUGGAUUCAUAUCUCAUCUGCAUGUGGAGGCGGCCGGAUCACUGCCCUCUUGACCAGGACGAAACUUUGGGCGUGCCACCGACCAUUUUUUAGGUAGUGUAGAACAUUGUUCAACAGAGGAAGGCGUCCGCUCAAUCAGCAGAGGUUUAUCUAGUCCAAGGCCAGAAGCCAGUUGAUUGGCGGUUGCCACCUGAUUGACCAUGGGCUCGCUUGGGAGAGCACUGUAUAGCAUUGGGUUCUGGAUCAGGGAGACAGGCCAGGCCAUUGAUCGGCUGGGUUGUGCUUUGCAAGGCACCAAUGCAUACAAGGAGCAGCUCUCCCGGCACCGGACGCUCAUGAACCUGAUGGGCAAGAAGCCUCAUGUUCCCUCCACCACCUUUGUUGCCCCAAGUGCUUCUGUGAUUGGGGAUGUUGAGGUUGGGCCCAAGUCCUCAAUCUGGUAUGGUGCAAUCUUGCGAGGCGACGUGAACAGCAUCAAGGUGGGGGCCAUGACCAACAUCCAGGACGGCAGCAUUGUGCACGUCGCCAAGACUAACAUCAGCGGCAACGUGCUCCCGACCACCAUCGGCAGCAAAGUCACCAUCGGCCACAACGCCAUCCUGCACGCGUGCACGGUCGAGGACGAGUCGUUUGUGGGCAUGGGCAGCACGCUGCUGGACGGAGUCACAGUCCAAAAGGGCGCCAUGGUCGCCGCGGGCUCGCUCGUCACCCAGAAGACCACCGUCCCCGCUGGCGAGAUCUGGGCUGGUAACCCCGCCAAGUUCCUGAGGAAGCUGACGGCCGAGGAGACGGCCUUCAUCACCAAGUCUGCCGAGAGCUACUUCGAGUCGGCGCAGGUGCACGCAGAGGAGAACGCAAAGAGCUUCGAGCAGAUUGAGGCGGAUAAAGAGGCGAGGGCGAAGGACGAGUUGCAAAGCGACGACUAUGAUUCGCAUAUCGGUAUUAUCAGGAAGAAGGAACUUGACACCACUCCAACAGGGGGUACUGUCACUCUUAGGUAGACAUGGCAGGUUGGACCGUCCAAGACACUUCAGACGUGUGUAUGAUUCAAAGCUAUUAUCUGCGCCUUUCCUUACAUUCUUAAAUGAUACAAGUGCGUACAAGAAUUGCCAGG